UAAUUUUUCGCCAAGGUCGCGCUUUGGUGCACUUUAAAGUCUUUCUGCGUGUGGCUUUAUAAUGCCAGAGGUUACUCAUCAAGAUAAUGAUAAAAAGACAAAGAAGGAACUUAGAAAAUUACAACGCGAUAUAGGUAAACCAAAGGUUCAAGAAGCAGAGGUUGAUCAGAAAACUGUGGUUAAGCUCCUUGGGGAAAAUGGGAUACUUGAUGCAACGGAUGCAUAUGGUGUUCUCCCAUUGUGUCAGUCACAGUUUACUGAAGGCCCCAAAUACACUGAACUGAGAGAAUUGUCAAAGGAGUCAAAUAUCAAUCAAAAUGUGUGGGUUCGUGGGCGUCUUCAUAGAAGUCGAAUGAAAGGAAAACUAUGUUUUUUUAUACUACGUUUACAAGACUACAGAGUUCAAAACGUGCUUUCUGUCGGGGAACGUACUCCAAAAGAAAUGUUGGCAUUCGUCUCCAGCAUUUCUAAGGAAUCGAUCGUCGAUGUUUUUGGGCGAGUUCUAAAAAGCCCUGUUCUCAUUGAGGGUUGCAAUCCAGAUACCAUUGAAAUCCAUUGUGAAAAAGUGUUUGUUGUAAGUGCUGCUCUUCCAACUUUACCUCUACAAAUUGAAGACGCAAUGAGACCUGAUGAUGACGAAACGACUUUGAGUCGAGUCAAUCAGGAUACUCGUUUGGAUAAUAGAUGCAUAGAUCUGAGGACUCCGGCCAAUCAAGCUAUUUAUCGGGUUGAAGCUGGUGUAGUCAAAUUUUUUAUGGAAUACCUUACUAAUGCUGGGUUUGUGAAUAUCCAUACUCCAAAAAUGAUUUCAGCAGCUUCCGAAGGUGGUGCAAAUGUUUUCAAAGUGUCCUACUUUUCUGGUAGUGCCUAUUUGGCCCAGUCACCUCAGCUAUAUAAACAAAUGGCCAUAGCGGCUGACUUUGAAAGGGUCUUUACCAUAGGCUCAGUUUUCCGUGCUGAAGAUUCUAACACACAUCGACAUCUUACAGAAUUUGUUGGUUUAGACAUAGAGAUGGCCUUCAAAAACCAUUACCAUGAGGUGGUCGAUCUUAUCGCAGAUAUGUUUGUUCAUGUGUUCAAAGGGUUGCAACGCGAAUAUCAAACUGAAAUCCAAACCAUAUGUCAACAAUAUCAUUCAGAACCUUUUGAAUUCCUUCAACCUACGUUACGCUUACAAUAUCGUGAUGCUAUUCGGAUGUUACAAGAUGCCGGUUGGGAAAUUGGAGAACUAGAUGAUUUAAAUACACCUGCUGAAAAGUUCCUUGGGAAAUUAAUCAAGGAAAAGUAUCAUACAGACUUUUAUAUUCUUGAUAAAUUCCCACUUGAUAUUCGCGCUUUCUAUACUAUGCCACAUCCUACUGAGAAGGGCUAUUCUAAUUCGUAUGAUUUUUUCAUGCGUGGGGAAGAAAUCAUGUCUGGGGCACAACGUAUUCAUGAUCCAGUCCUUUUAUCGGAACGUGCUACACACCAUAAAGGCAUUUUAACUUGGCACGUUGUCGGUAAACGUUAUAUUAAACUACGUUUAUAGGUUGCACACCUAAUGUAGUAUCAAAAUGUAGGUUUAAUUAUCUUUUGGUGGACUAUCACAAUUCAGUGAUUCCUUAUCGAAACUCCUGUUUAUUUAUACUCGCAAAUUAUGCAUAGCGAAAUCACUCAAAAAUUAAUCUAAAUGCUAUUGCACCAAACCGACUAUGAUUUCAUUUAAUCUGGAUUCUCUUGUUGAUGAGCGAUGUGUGUUAACAAGUUAUUUGUUUCAUGCUAAUAUUAUGUGUAAAAUCAGCCACUCAUGUGCUGUUAAUAUCUGGUAUUAUUAAAAUUUACUCCCCAAUUUUAUAGGUUAUGUAGAUAAUUGAUUAAAGCGAUACAUUUCAAGAAUAUAAUGGUCAUUCAAUCCCUACCAAUCCACCUCUAUUAACUUUGGCAAUUUAAUUACUUGUGAAAUCAGUCUGUUGAGCAGAAAGCUAUACUCCCAGCACGUGACUAGCAUGUCCGUUAACAGUCGUUUAUGUGCUGUUCGGCUAAACGGCUUCGUAAGAACUCAGAAGGAUAGGGACACAUGUCGUUGCCUUUUUAUCGUUUCUGCCUACGCUCCCACCGACUGCAGCUCAGAUGAAGUGAAAGAUGAAUUUUACAGAAAGCUAUCUGAACUUCUUCAGAAAGCUAAACGUUCAGACAUAAUACUCGUCGAAGGUAACUUUAAUGCCCAGACAGGUAGUUUAAACCAAACAGAAGGGCAUUUAGGUGAACAUUUUAGUAUUCCAGCACAGCAAACAUAUAAUGGUGAUCGUCUGCUGCAACUGUGCUCAGGCAAUCGUUUAUUUUUAGCAAACACAAAUUUUAAGCAUAAGGAGAGACAUCGUCUAACAUGGCGACCCCCUACACCAAACCAAUGAUGGACUCAAAUAGACCAUAUUGCCAUCAGUCAUCGUUGGAGAGGGUCGGUAGAAGAUUGUCGCUCAUUCUUGAGUACCUGCUUGGACUCCGACCAUGCCCUAAUACGGGCACGCAUAUGCUUGCGCCUCACUGGACGCAAAAAAGCCACAUUAAAAAGACCCAUUAGGACUGAGUUGAGUAGCGAGAAAACCAAAAGUAGGUUCCAGGAACAACUGACAUCACACUUAGGUAGUUCUCAAGACGAGGCUGGCCCAGAUGUUGCUUGGAGAGCUAUACAAACAGCUGUGGAAACAGCAGUGACAUCUAUCAGUGAUUUAAACCACAGAGUUAUAAAGAACCAGUGGAUUUCUUCAAGGUCUAUCACAUUGAUGGAUUCUCGUAAAUUCAUCCCAUCAGGCCCUGAACACGAUGAAGAGCGAAAACAAAUCAGAUCUAGGUUAAGCAAAAGUCUAAGAAACGACCGUGAGCAGUGAUGAGCAACCAAGGCAAAAGAGAUGGAAAAGGCGGUGACUGUAGGGAACACAAGACGGCUCUACAGAUUAAUAAAAUAAACUGGAAUUAAUAAGUCAAGUGUAAGUGAGAUUAUUUCGGAAAAAGACCAUACUCUCAU
Molecule: messenger RNA, 3004 nt
Organism: Schistosoma bovis
Lineage: Eukaryota; Metazoa; Platyhelminthes; Trematoda; Strigeidida; Schistosomatidae
Source: the annotation of a GenBank genome assembly